This is a messenger RNA of Prorocentrum cordatum, 2303 nucleotides long. NCBI's taxonomy places the organism in Eukaryota, Dinophyceae, Prorocentrales, Prorocentraceae. The record is from the annotation of a GenBank genome assembly.
GCGUCCGCGUGGACUUCCAGUGUCUGUGCUGGACCCUCCUGGCAGCACAUCUGGCGCCGCCCCCGGCGCGCUCCGCGCGCCAGGAAGGGAGGCCCAGCGCCGAUCCAAGAAUUCCGCGCGGACCCCCGAAAGUUUAUGCUCUGCAGCGUGUCUGGUGCUAUUAUCAUGGCACUAUUGAAGCACCUUCAGUCCCUCGGGCGCUCUCAGACUCUGGUGGGCCCUCGCAUGCACGCGCGGUGUAAGUUUACAGCGACGUUCAGGGUCGCUGCUGCGGCUCUUCCUGGCGUGCUGAUGGUUCGGAUUGCGAGACAUGUCUCGCGUGGCUGUCCUGACCCGUGUGCGCAGCAUGUGUACCAAGCUGUGCCAGCGUUCCGUAGCAGGAGGCUCGAGUCGUUUCAAUUAGGUGUUGCAGUGUCUCUGGCAGGGCCCGCUGCCCGCCUUCUGCAGUGGCGGAUGGAUCGAUCCCUGGUCUUGUGAAUGAGAGCGGGUGCUCGGUCGCCGUUGUGGAGGAGAUCGGAUCGGAGUGUGCGCAUCACUAGGCGCUGGCCUUUCUCGACAUGGAUUGGCACGCGCUGCACUUCUGAAGUGGCUUGGGGGCUCGGGCCCAAGGCGGUUGAGCAUCGCCAGAGCAACCGGAUGCGCUCCAGGCAGGCGCCGUGCGCACCGUCUCCGUGCUGCACCCCACCCGAGGGUCGGCGGGCCCGAAGCCGAGCCCGACCGCGGUGCUCCGCGUGAGGCCCGGCUCGCCCUGCUGAUCGACGGGGACCGCUUCGGCCCGCUGCACUGGCCGGGGAUCAUCGGCGCCGUCGAGGCCAGGGGCCCGCUGGCGUGCACGCACGUGUUCGGCCCCCCGGGCAUGGCCCACCACGGCGCCUGGGCGAGGGCGCUGGCCGCCGAGCGGGCCGCCUUCGUCCCCGUGCCCCGGCGGCGCGGCGGCGGCAAGGACCCCAACGACCUCGCCAUGGGCAUGCACGCCACCCGGCUCGUCUCCCAGGAUCAUGGGCGCCGGAUUGACCGAAUCGCUCUCGCGGUUCAAGAUAUCGCGGAUUUUGUCUACCUGGCGGAGUGCCUCCGCUCGUGGGGCCACCGCGUGCUGAUCCUGCUCCCCGAGGGGCAGCACAGACGCCUGGCUGCCACGUUCGAGGAGGCGCGAGCUGAGGUGGCUUUCUACGUGCCUCGAGGUGGGUAUACCGGGAGGGGCAAGUUCAAGGCUGUCCUGCACAGCUCCGGGGAGGGAAGCAUAGAGGAGGCGUCUGCAGACGACUAUUCGCAGAGCGAGCUGUUCGACACCACGGAGGUGAUGAACAUGAUGAUCGACCUGGGGUACGCGGAGAGCGACGCGGAUCCCCUUGUCCCAGCACUUGCGAAGUUUUUUGUUACGCACAAGCUUGGCUCCCUAACGGUAUGGCCCUCUCCAUGCGCCUAUGCGCAAACAGAAGCGGCCCUAGCAGAGAACAGAGCGCGCACGUGGACGAGAAAUCGGCGCGACCAGGUUUUCGUUUUCCCGCAAGCGGCUCGUUCAGCUAAGGUCGACAGGUAUGGCUCGCGACUCUGCGGUGCGAUUGCCAAAGGAGGUGGCCCAUUCGUGAUUCAGGACAGCCCCGACCUGGUAACGCGUGUGCUCACCAGGCUCGGGUACUGCCACCCAGACUCGGACGCGUCUCUCGACGAAGCCAUCGACGUGUUCUUCGAGGUGGGAAUGAACCGAAGCAACAUGGCCGCCCUGGGGCACCCGACCCCACCGCACGCCGCACGGCGCUCCCGGGCCGGCCUGCUGCACACCCUCCUCGCCUCCAGCCGCAGCAGCGGCGCGUGGCAGACCGCCCCGUCGGACAGGGCGGUGCGGCGGCUCCUCGAGUCCGCCGGGCGCCUGCCCGGCGCCGGGCGCGCCUCCCGGGGGCAGGUGCUCGCCGCCAUGCGGAGCUACGCCGCGCAGCGGGAGCUGCCGCCGCGGCGCUCCUACGUGGGGCUGGUGCACGAGAUCCUGAAGCACCAGCGCUCGGCGGACCCGUCCGCGCGGGUAUGAGGUGUCCAGGCCAGGUCAGGCCGAGGCGAGCCUGCGGGCUCGAGCAGGGGCCCCAGGCCGCCGGUGGGUUCCUCGCCAGGCUGGGCAUCGACAGUGGGGUGCGCGCUGGCCUGCCGCCGAAAACGCUACACGCAGGCGGCGAAGGAUUGGGCAGGCACGCAUAGCCAUAAAGGAGAGAAGCGAAGGCGACAGACAGGUGAGUGAGAGAGUGAGAUAUGGUGAGAGCAGCAUGCGUGCUGGGCCAGGGCAGCGGCGCUGUGGAUGACCGCCUGUGCAA